AAAGAUAGAAAGAACGAAAGAAAGAUAUUGCUCCACGAAUGUUUCGCAAAAUGUGGUAGUCCUCGGUUACUAAAGAAGAUAUUGGAAGAAUCCGUAACAGAUUUCUGCAACUUCGAUUGAUGAUCUGAGGAAAACACGUGUAAUUUCCUCCCUUCCGCCGCAGCGAUGCUUUUCCACGGCCUCCCCGGAGGCGAGAUGCAUGGUGUCAUGGACGAAAUGGACCGGAGAGGAAAGAGCGAUUCAGCGGGGAUCAGCUCGGCCAUAGAUAUGGGGGAAACUGAAACGAACAUGCCCUCCAUCAGUAGCGACCGCGUGGCUCUAUGCGCGGGUUGCGGAGGAAAGAUCUCCGACCGUUACUACUUGCUUGCAGUGGACAAACAGUGGCACAUGCGCUGUUUGAAAUGCUGUGAAUGCAAGCUCAACCUGGAGUCAGAGCUCACCUGCUUCAGUAAAGACGGCAGCAUUUAUUGCAAGGAAGACUAUUACAGGAGAUUUUCCGUACAGAGAUGUGCCAGGUGCCAUCUCGGGAUUUCGGCGUCAGAGAUGGUGAUGCGCGCGAGGGAUUUAGUGUACCACUUGAACUGUUUCACCUGCACGACCUGCAACAAAAUGCUGACUACCGGAGAUCACUUUGGCAUGAAGGACAGCUUGGUGUACUGCCGACUACACUUUGAAACACUCAUACAGGGGGAAUAUCAAGCACAUUUUAAUCAUGGGGAUGUAGCUUCAAACAAAGGCGGAGGACUAGGCGCAGCCAACUCACUUGGACUGUCCUACUAUAAUGGCGUUGGCACUGUGCAGAAGGGACGGCCAAGGAAACGAAAAAGCCCUGGACCUGGAGCAGACCUGGCGGCUUACAAUGCAGCUUUGAGCUGUAAUGAGAAUGAUGGGGAUCACCUGGACCGGGAUUCUCAGUACAGCUCCAGUCAGAAGACCAAGCGCAUGAGAACCUCCUUCAAACACCACCAGCUGAGAACCAUGAAGUCAUACUUUGCUAUCAACCACAACCCAGAUGCCAAGGACCUAAAACAGCUGGCCCAGAAGACAGGCCUAACUAAACGCGUGCUGCAGGUCUGGUUCCAGAACGCCCGUGCCAAAUUUCGACGGAACCUCCUGCGUCAGGAGAACACGGGCGUGGACAAAGUGUCCGACGGGUCCACUCUGCAGGGGGGCACGCCCUCUGGCCCUGCCUCCGAGAUCUCCAACGCGUCCAUGAGCCCCUCCAGCACCCCGACCACCCUCACAGACCUGACCAAUCCCACCAUGCCUACAGUGACCUCCGUUCUGACUUCUGUGCCUGGCAGCAUGGACGUUCACGAGUGCAGAAGCCCCCCACAGACCACCCUCACCAGCCUCUUCUGA
Conger conger (European conger) is the source of this 1362-nucleotide messenger RNA. RefSeq names its product LIM/homeobox protein Lhx2. Gene Ontology annotation, cellular component: nucleus. Gene Ontology annotation, molecular function: DNA-binding transcription factor activity, RNA polymerase II-specific; RNA polymerase II transcription regulatory region sequence-specific DNA binding. The record is from RefSeq and is a predicted model, not a curated record. NCBI's taxonomy places the organism in Eukaryota, Metazoa, Chordata, Actinopteri, Anguilliformes, Congridae. Gene Ontology annotation, biological process: regulation of transcription by RNA polymerase II; neuron differentiation. The transcript has 6 exons. The coding region runs from base 166 to 1362 and encodes 398 amino acids.